This is a messenger RNA of Saccostrea echinata, 522 nucleotides long. RefSeq lists its product as uncharacterized. The coding region runs from base 149 to 496 and encodes 115 amino acids. Lineage: Eukaryota; Metazoa; Mollusca; Bivalvia; Ostreida; Ostreidae. The record is from RefSeq and is a predicted model, not a curated record. The transcript has 3 exons.
UUAAAACAUUACCUGGUAGUUUUAUCAUAUAAAUGUAUACACUUUCAUGUACUUUGGUUAAUGAUUUGGGGGUCUGCAUCAAGCAGAAAUGGAUUAUAUAUAUUAUAUCAAUUAUUUUUUUUAUAUAAAUUAAAAAUUUGCAGAGAGAAUGUCAAUUGGCUUAAAGAAAGAUUUAGCAUCAACCCCUGGAUUUCUUUUAAGGGUACAGAAGUACAGGAGAUGCUCAGCAAUCUGGCAAAGAAGGCUGGCUGGACAUGAAAUGUUAUGGGGGUUAUGUCUACAUGUAGCUUUGGAUCCACAUAUUACAGAAAUCGCAUCAGAGCAAAGAGAUUAUUCUGUGCCACAAACAAAUUGUUCAGAAAGGGGACAUUGGUGGAUUUGCAUUUUGGGUACAAUUCAAAGAAUUUUCAAUAUGAUGAUGGAAGAUCAGAGGGAGGACAAAUGGGAAAAGUUGACAGAGAAAGAAGAGAAAAGAAUUAGGAAAUAUCUGGAAUAAAUAUGAAUGAGGAGGAUGUACUUAAU